GACCGAUCAACUGAUCAGCCAACCGUCAUGCCUGCUCACGAGGAUACCUUCAACGAGUCCACGUUGAAGCGGACGGAGUCUGGUGGGCCGAGUCCUGCCACGGGAUCCCAACGAAAGGCCUCUCAGGAUGAGCAUCCGGCGUCCACAAACUCCUCUUCGUCGCUGAAGCUUCUAGGGUGCACUAACGGCAAUCAGGAAGGAAUUAUGAAAGGGGAUUUCCGCAGCGUACCACGCCGGGAUGUUCAUGAGAAGCUCUUCAGAGACUUCUUCGAGCUCGUGUUGCAGCAAGCAGUGUUUCAGUCCACCUCUGGCAAAGAUCGAGUAGUCGAAUGGGUGGACCCUUAUGAUUUGCGAUCCGUGGUCGACCUCUCAUUGCCGGCUGAGGGUGUCAACCACGAGGAGUUACUGAUGCUGACGCGCGACAUCAUCAAGUACAGCGUCAAGACGGGCCAUCCGCACUUCGUGAAUCAGCUUUUCUCCAGUUUAGACCCGUACGGAUUGCUGGGUCAAUGGCUGACCGACGCUCUCAAUCCAUCCGUCUACACCUACGAGGUGUCCCCGGUAUUCUCGCUGAUGGAGGAAGACGUGUUGCGGCAGAUGCGCUCCAUCAUCGGUUGGCAGAGCGGCGAGGGACUCUUCUGUCCGGGUGGCUCCAUGGCGAACGGAUAUGCCAUUAAUCUUGCGCGCCACCAUAAAUACCCGAAGCUGAAACAAUGCGGACUGUCGCAGAUGCCGCGACUAGUGGUGUUUACGUCAGAGGAUGCGCACUAUUCCGUGAAGAAGUUGGCGGCGUUCCUCGGCAUCGGCUACGACAAUGUGUACCUGGUGAAGGUCGAUUCCCGGGGUAAGAUGGUGGUUGCCGAUCUGGAAGCUCAGAUCGCCCGGGCCGUCAUGGAGGGUGCCGCGCCAUUCAUGGUGUCCACCACCGCGGGUACUACUGUGAUGGGAGCGUUUGAUCCUCUCAGAGAGAUCGGCGAGGUCUGUAGGAAGCAUGGGCUGUGGUUCCAUGUAGACGCCGCCUGGGGUGGCGGUGCUCUCGUCUCAAAAAUGUAUCAUGGCCUCCUAGACGGCAUUGAACUCGCCGACUCUGUUACGUGGAACCCGCACAAGUUGCUUGCCGCACCACAGCAGUGUUCGACCCUCUUACUCCGAUACGAAGGUCUACUACAAGCGGCGCAUGGCUGCGGCGCGAGCUACCUCUUCCAGAACGACAAGUUCUAUGACGCGUCAUUCGACUGCGGCGACCGACACGUACAAUGCGGUCGUCGCGCCGACGUCCUCAAGUUCUGGUACAUGUGGAAGGCGAAGGGCACGCGCGGCCUCGAGGCGCACGUGGACCGCGUGUUCGCGCUGUCGCGUCACUUUGCCGAUCUCAUCAGGACGCGCGAAGGUUGGCGCCUGCUUGCCGAGCCGGAGUGCACCAACGUCUGCUUCCGCUACGUGCCGCCGUCGAAGAGGUGCCUGAGUGGUCCGGAACUGGAUCAGGCGCUGCACAAGAUCGCGCCGAUGAUCAAGGAACGCAUGGUGCGAGCCGGUACGAUGCUGAUAACGUAUCAGCCGCUGAGGGAUAUGCCAAAUUUCUUCAGACUGGUGCUGCAGAACUCGGGACUAACGGAGGCAGACAUGAAGUUCUUCGUCGAGGAAAUAGAGAGGCUCGCUGUAGAUAUUUGAACAGUUCAGUUUCAGUUUCUUAUUGUAAAUAGCGAUAAAAUAUGUAUAUGUAUUACUAUUAUUUUAAGAAAUAAAUAGGUGCAUUUAGUACCAUUUAGUACUA
Molecule: messenger RNA, 1774 nt
Organism: Ooceraea biroi (clonal raider ant)
Lineage: Eukaryota; Metazoa; Arthropoda; Insecta; Hymenoptera; Formicidae
Product: glutamate decarboxylase-like protein black
Biological process (GO): carboxylic acid metabolic process
Cellular component (GO): cytoplasm
Molecular function (GO): pyridoxal phosphate binding; carboxy-lyase activity
Source: RefSeq, a predicted model, not a curated record